Molecule: messenger RNA, 2333 nt
Organism: Galleria mellonella (greater wax moth)
Lineage: Eukaryota; Metazoa; Arthropoda; Insecta; Lepidoptera; Pyralidae
Product: probable peroxisomal acyl-coenzyme A oxidase 1
Exons: 14
Coding region: 217-2223 (668 amino acids)
Biological process (GO): fatty acid beta-oxidation using acyl-CoA oxidase; lipid homeostasis
Cellular component (GO): peroxisome
Molecular function (GO): FAD binding; acyl-CoA oxidase activity; fatty acid binding
Source: RefSeq, a predicted model, not a curated record
UCAGUGUUGUGGUAUCGGUUGUAUUGAACACAUGUGUUAACAAGUGACUAAGGAACAGAUACAACGUAAUGUUCCACUAAACACAGUGCGAUGAAAAUAUAUCUUACACAUCUACAUUUAGACUACAGUUUCAUUUCACUCAUCGGCUGAUCAGUGCAAGGCUGGUCAGGUGCAAACGUGUUUAAGAGAGUAAUAGAAAAAUAGUUACAAACGAAAAUGGGCGACAAAGGUGUCAACCCUGAUUUGGUGAAGGAAAGGCAGAAAUGCACGUUCAACAUACAGGAAUUGGUGCACCUAAUCGAUGGCGGGGAACAGGCCACCCGGGAUAGGAAGGAAGUUGAGGAAUUGGUAUUGGCAAUAAAAGACAUAAGAGACAAAGUACCUGAGGAGUAUUUAAGUCACAAGGAGAGAUACGAGAAUGCUGUAAGGAAGACCGUAAUGAUGGUAGAGGUUUUGAAAGACCAUGCCCUGAAACACUCAUCGUUCGAUGCAUACAAACCAUCAAACAUGUACCGCAUUCAAAGCGGUAUUAUCAAGGACAUAUCUCCGUUCAUGCUGCACAUGGGUAUGUUUGUGCCUACGAUUUUCGGACAAGCAUCUCCAGAACAAAUGUCCGAGUGGUUACCCAAGGCAUUGUCACUGCAGAUUGUGGGAACAUACGCGCAGACUGAGCUUGGCCACGGAACGUUCCUCCGAGGUCUAGAGACAACCGCCACCUACGAUCCUAACACCGAGGAGUUUGUUUUGAACAGCCCUACAAUUACGUCAUACAAAUGGUGGCCUGGUGGAUUGGCUCACACCGCCAACCACUGCAUCGUGGUGGCACAGUUAUACACCAAGGGCCAGUGCUACGGAGUCCACCCCUUCUUCGUACAGAUCAGGGAUCUAGACACACACAUGCCGCUGCCCGGUGUCAAAGUGGGCGAGAUUGGGCCCAAACUAGGCUUCCAAACGGCCAACAACGGCUUCCUGGGAUUCCAGAACUUCAGAAUACCCAGAAAUUGCAUGUUAAUGAAAAAUUCUCAAGUAUUAAAGGACGGAACGUACGUGAAGUCUAAGAGCGAGAAAUUGACUUAUGGAACCAUGGUGCUCAUCCGAGUGAUGAUUGUUGCUGACGCGGCGUACGAGAUCGGCAGGGCAGCCACCAUUGCCGUCCGAUACUCUGCAGUCAGACAUCAGUCGAAGCCGAAAGCAGACCAACCUGAACCACAGAUUAUAGAUUACGUGACGCAGCAACACAAGCUAUUCAUUGCGAUAGCCACAAGCCACGCCUUCAGGACCACCGGCACCUGGCUGUGGGACACUUACUCAAAAGUUGUGGCCGAUUUGGGCAAAGGAAAAUUGGAUCAGCUGCCAGAGCUCCAUGCCAUAGCGUGUUGCUUGAAAGCAGUUUGCAGUCGUGAUGCAAGCUCUAUUGUGGAGCAAUGCCGUCUUGCGUGCGGUGGCCACGGCUUCAUGUUGUCAUCCAACCUCCCCACCAUCUAUGGUCUAGUGACCGCCACCGUCACAUACGAGGGAGAGUUCACGGUCAUGAUGUUGCAGACCGCUAGGUAUUUAGUGAAAGCAUGGAAGCAAGCAGUGGACGGCACGGCCAUGACCCCAACAGUGGCUUAUUUGGUCAACUACAUCAAUAACACCAACCGCAAGUGGGACAACACACCCGAGGGCAUCAUCACCGGAUUCCAGGCUGUUGCUGCAGGAAAGAUAAAGGAAGCCUACGAAUCUAUUCAGCGACACCAGAAAGCAGGCAAUGACUACGAGGAUGCUUGGAAUUUGGCUUCCGUGCAGCUCGUGAAUGCCAGUGAGGCUCACUGCCGCGCCAUCUUGUGCAAUGUGUUCUGGACGGAAGUGCAGAGGUUAUCUUCUUCGAUAUCGGCGCCGCUAGCGCAAGUGUUGCGGCAACUCGCCGAGCUGUACCUCACAUACUGGACGCUGGAGAAGCGCGGAGACCUCUUGGUGUACUCGUCAAUAUCGAAAAACGAUGUGGCUUGGCAGCAGCAGAGAUACGAACAGCUGCUGGCAUUGAUCAGACCGAACGCUGUCGGUCUUGUGGACUCAUUUGAUGUCAGGGAUGAGAUCCUGAACUCAACCCUGGGUGCAUACGACGGCCGUGUGUACGAGCGUCUGUUCGAGGAGGCCAUGAAGAGUCCCCUCAACGCGGAGCCAGUCAACAGCUCCUUCCACAAAUAUAUCAAGCCAUUCGUAGAGAAAUCUAAGCUGUAAUUUUAUUAUUUUAAUAAAUAUAAAAUGUAUAUAUGGAAUAUAUGUAUAUGGGAUAUGAUUCUUAUAUUUAAAUAUAAAUAAUUUAGUAAAAUAUACAAAUGUUGUGUUGA